AUGACAGCCCUGCGACCUUCCAGGUUCUUUUGGUCUCUCGUGGAGCGGCCCCCUGCCGCGGUCCCCGAGAUGCUUCAGCGCGCUAGCCAGUUCAUCGCCCCCGACGGACGCUCGUUCGAGCGCUCCCUCCGCUUCGGGUUUAAAGCCGCUAACAACAAAGCGGAAUACGAGGCGCUCCUCGCUGGACUCAGUUUGGCCCUCGAGAUGCAGGUGGCUGCUAUACACGUCCUCACUGACUCGCAGCUUGUGGCCGAGCAACUCAACGGUGGAUACAAAGCUCGGGACCCAACCAUGGCGAAAUACCUGGCACGGGUAAGGGACCUGACUGCCAAGUUCCCUUAUUUUACGUUAUCUAAUGUUCCGAGGGAAGAGAACGAGCGAGCCGACGCGCUAGCUAAGCUGGCAUCAAAGCCGACCCCCGAAGCAUGGCCGGAGGUCGAGGAGCUUCCUGCACGCGCCGUCGAAGUAGCGGCUACGGCCCCUGGCAGCGCGCCGAUCACAUGGGUGCAAGAGCUGCUACACUUCAAGCGGGAUGGGACCCUUCCCCACGACGAAGUUGCGGCUCGACACCUGCGUCGUACACACGCAUGGUACACCGAGGAGAGUGGGCGGCUUUAUAAGCGGUCCUUCACCUAUCCCCUCCUACGAUGCUUGGAGCUCGACGAAGCCCAGACGGUCCCAGCCGAGAUCCACGAGGGAGUCUGCGGAGAACACAUCGGCGGGCGAACCUUGGCACACAAAAUACUCCGCCAAGGUUACUACUGGCCGACCACGUGUCGGGACGCGAAAGCUUACGUGCAGCGGUGCGGUUCAUGCCAAGAACACGCCCGCGCACCUCGACAGCCCGCGGUCCCGCUCAGCCCCAUGCGCGUGGCCAUUCGCGCAGUGGGGCUUGGACCUGCUUGGACCUUUCCCACCGGCUUCGGGGCAACGGAAUUCACUGGUAGAAGGUUCCGGGAGUUCUGUGCCAGUCAGGGCAUCCAGCUAAGGUUCAGCUCGGUGGCCCACCCUCAGACGAACGGGCUGGCGAAGGUAACCAAUCAGUCCAUCUUGGACGGACUCAAAAGAAGAGUGUCCGCAGCCCGAUCGGCCUGGACGGACGAACUCCCUAGCGUACUAUGGUCACUACGCACCACCCCCAAGACCGCGACUGGAGAGUCCCCGUACAGCCUGAUGUUCGGAACCGAAGCUGUCUUGCCACCCGAGGUGACUCUUGCCACCCUUUGGAAAAGGAGCUAUGACGAGGAACUCUCGAACGAGGGACUUCGUGCCAGCCUCGACGUGCUCGAGGAGCGACGCGCCGACGCACACCUGAAGGCCCUCUCUUACAAGAGAGCCUGUCGCAAGGGUCUACAAUAG
This is a messenger RNA of Musa acuminata AAA Group (dessert banana), 1359 nucleotides long. RefSeq lists its product as uncharacterized. Lineage: Eukaryota; Viridiplantae; Streptophyta; Magnoliopsida; Zingiberales; Musaceae. Gene Ontology annotation, biological process: DNA integration. Bases 1 to 1359 code for a protein of 452 amino acids. The record is from RefSeq and is a predicted model, not a curated record. The transcript has 2 exons. Gene Ontology annotation, molecular function: RNA-DNA hybrid ribonuclease activity; nucleic acid binding.